ACCUAAGAGAGAAAAAAAAAAAAAAAAAGCCCGAACCUCCCGGUGCUUUUAUAACGUGAGCCAAUACUGAGAGGCACUCAGACACACAGCCGGGAGCACGGUGCUGGAGGGUCCUGCGCUGGGGUGGGAGGAAGAGGAGGAAGAAGAGGAGGAGGAGGAGGAGGAGGAGGAGGAGGAGGAGGAGGAGGAGGAGGAGGAGAAAGGAGAAGAGGAGGAGGAAAAGGAAGGCAACCGCAAGGGGAGGGGAACUGGCUGGAAAUGGCUGCUGUGGAGGCUGCGUUCCCCCCUGCCAACCUCACCUCCGUCAACCAGAGCGGCUGCAACGUGCACAACCACCACUUCUCGGCCAAAGUCACCUUCUCCCUCUUCUACACUGCCCUGCUGGUGUUCGGCGCCUGCGGGAACAUCCUGGCCCUCUGCAUCACCUUCCAGCGCAGGAAGAAGAAGCUCAACUCCACCGACCUCUACCUGGUCAACCUGGCCCUGUCCGACGCCCUCUUCACGCUGGCGCUGCCGGGCAGGAUCGCCUACUACGUCCUGGAGUUUAACUGGCCCUUUGGGGACUGGUUCUGCCGGGCCACCGCCUUCAUUUUCUACAUGAACACCUACGUGGGCAUCUACUUCAUGACCUGUGUGAGCGUGGACCGCUACAUCGCUGUGGUGCGCACCAGGCACCCCGGCAGGAUCCGGAGGAUGAGCCGUGCCAGGGCCAUCUGCGUCCUCAUCUGGUUCUUGGUGUUCCUGCAGACGGCGCCGCUGCUCCUGCGGCCCAUGACGCGGAGGAUGGGGGAGAAGCUGACGUGCAUGGAGUACUUCAACUUCGAGGAGAUCCCUAAGCUGCCCUACCUGCUGCUGGCGGCCUGCGUGCUCGGCUUCUUCCUGCCCGUGGGCAUCAUCUUGGUGUGCUACGUGCAGAUCAACCUCAAGCUCUGCCAGACCGCCAAGGAGAACCCGCUGACAGUGAAGAACGGGCACCACCGCCGGGCCUUCACCGUCAUCCUGGUGGUGCUGCUGGCUGUCCUGCUCUGCUUCAGCCCCUACCAUCUCAACAUUGUCCAGUUCAUGGUCAGGAAGAUCCUCUACCAGCCAUCCUGCCGCGAGCAGCAAGCCUUCAAGAUGUCCCUGCAAGUCACCGUGGCCUUCAUGAACCUCAACUGCUGCAUUGACCCCAUCAUCUACUUCUUCGCCUUCCGGGGCUACAAGCGGAGGCUGCUCCGCAUCUUCAGGAACAGUGGCUCCAUGGCCACCUCCUCCACUGUCAAGACCCCCUCCGAGAGCAACAGCAACAGCCAGCCCCAGGGCUCCAGCUCCGUCUAGUGGCACAACCCCUCCUUUUCUCUCCGGCCGGCAGCAUAGGGACCAUGCCCCACAGCAGGACCCGCUCUGGCAGAGCCCCACCGGCCAUACUUCUGCUCUGUGGGGCACGGGGCCACCAACACCACCUGAAGCCGCUGUCCUGGAGUAGAAGGGCCCGUCCUCACCUCAGCCCCAGAGCAUGCAGCGCCCACAAGGGCUUGGUGGAGGCCCUGGGGGUUUCCCAGAGCCACCCUCCCACACGUGUCCCGCACCCACUGCGGGGCCGGUGGCUGCGGGUAAUGUGCCCGUCCCUGCUUUUCUGCGUCCCUUUGUGGUGGAUGUGCUUCAGGAAGAAGCCCUGAGGGGCUCGCUGCUGUCCCCCAGCCUGCACAUUGCAUGGAGCAGGCAGCGAGCCAGUAGGGGCCUGCUCCCCUCCACGGCCCCGGGGAGGAGGUGCAGGGUCCCUCGCAGCGCUCUCCAGGAAACCUUCACCCCCGUCCUCCCCGCUACCUGAUGUGAGCGGGGGAAAGGGGCCUGGAGGUGGCCUCAUGGGGCCUUCUCUUGAACCGGGGGGGCCUGGGGUGCGAGCCAGCACCCAGGCUUGUCCUAGUGCUGCUGGCGGCUCAUGUGUGACCAUCUGCAGAGUGAGCGGAGGAGGCCCAUGGAGUCUGGCUCCCGUCGACACCUCUGCGGCAAGGAGAAGUCAUCACGAGCCAGGAGCUCCUCGGAUCCUCUCUGAAGUGGCUGGGCUGCGAGGCCUGGCACAAGUGAAACCUGCGUGUGCAGGACAUCACGGUGCCUGGGGCGCCUGCCUUGUGCCGGAGGCUGGAAGGGAAGGAGAUGCGCACGUAGACUUGAAAAGGAGGAAAACCGGCUUUAUUUUGCUUAACUUUCAUGAACUGGCACUUUUGAUUAAUCUAAAUCGUUCUUGAAGGUAAUAAUGUUUCUUUGUUGCUAGAAGGUCAACGACAGAGUCAUGUGCAGCCCUUUACUGUUCAAGUGCACAUGAAUCAGCUUUUGGAUGACAAUGGCUUUACCUCCGGUACGGGUACCUGCAGCACCCCGCAGGCUGGCUGAGAGGGAUGCAUAAAGUAACUGAGGUUGGAAAGUGUCUCCAGCGGGACCUUCCAGGUUGCCUGGGCCCUACUCAAAGCAGGUGGAACUGCAGUGCUGGCCUGAAGGGAGCCUGUGUCCUGUAAGGCAUGCCACAAUGGACGAGGAAGAGCCGGCAUGCAAUAAUUUAGGAAUAUCAAUGGUCUGAACACUGUAAAGGAGCCCGGUAAGGGUCACCAGUCCAACAGCCCGCUUGAAGCAGGACCACCACUAGCAUGAGGUCAGUGGCCACGGCUUGGUCCAACUUGGACCAAGCUCCUCCAAGGAGGAGGCUCCCGCACCAAGGUGAUGGGUUCUUGUGCUGCACCCCCUCUGGAUGGAAACACUUGUGGUGCUUGAACCUCCCUGUCUGCAGCUGGUGGCCGUCACCACCUAACAUCGUCCCCUGUCACCGAGGAGUGGUGCUGUGUGAGCGCAGUGGCCUUGCUCCUCUGGACGGACUUUUGAGGACACCCACCUGGGGACAGCAGGAGGACACACAAGGGACGGGGAGGGAAGGGCUUGUGCAGAGCAGGCCAGAGCAGUCUGCUGAAGGGAGAGUUGUUUUAGGGAUCCCGUGUCGCCUGAACCAGCUCGCCCGCCCGUGCGUGUUCCCCAGCUGCUGGUGUAGGAGUGUGAAAAUGGGGCAUUUCACUAAAACCAUACGUUCAUUGAAGAGAAAUGGGCGCAACGUACAUUCUCUACACUUCAUUCAUCGCCCGAGCUGAACUACUCGCAAAAUGCUUGCUUCAAUCAUGCAACUGCACGGCAGCUGGCCCCUGGAGCCGUGCAUGUUUCCUGCGGCUCGCUCCGCCUUGUGAGCGACCUCGAUGAGAACAUUUCUCAUCCCUCCUCUUAUCAGCCCCUAUCGGUAACUGCACCGCCGCUGCUGUUGCUCCCUUCCUGACAUUCUCCUCGGUGCAAACGCAUCUGAAAUCACCGCUGCGCUGCUGCCAUCAGAUGUGGGAUUCCUGCAGAGGAACGCGAGCAGACACCCAUGCAGGGGCGAGAUAACAUCUGGGGAGCGGCAACCGCAGCUGGCAGACAAGGAGCUGUUGUCUCUGCAGGGACGGGGACACCACGGCCGCGCCCCGGCAGCGCAUCCUCUGCAACGCUGGGGCUCGCCAAAAGAGGGAGAGCCGAGACCUUAUCCGGGGCUGGCAAGAUUAAUAUUUCUAUAUUAAUAUUUUGAAGUCACCUGGAGCUGCCACUGCUCUUCUCAAGCCAUGCAAGAGUCUGCUUAAUAUAAUAAAUAUGGUGGUUGCGAAGGCUAAGGCAGCUGUGCUGCCUUCAUCAGCAUCACUGAUGGUUUUCCAAGCAGAGAGUUACUUUUGCGCCGUCUCGAUCCAGCCUAGGCUGCACACUUUUGACCUGAAGAGAGAUGGGAAAAUUGCUGGUUCUAUCCCAAGGCAGUGAGCACGCUUAUUUUUUUUGCAGUCGCAUGGCACUAGCGUAUCUGCGUACAGCCGUGCAGAUUACAGACCUACGUGAUGCAAAAUGAAAUUCCCUUAGCAAACCCGCGCUGUGACCCUUGCAGUUCAAAACCCCUUGUGAGUCAAAAUCCUCUAAGGCAGCACAUUUCAGUCUUCUCCCGAUUUCUGCAAAAGGGCGAUUAGCUCAGGCAAUUAAACGGCGUGCACAAAGCACAUAGGAAAGGCCUGCCUGCAAAGCUGUACCUCCUGAUGGGGAUUUACCAGGUGGAGCUCUGCCUUUUCCCUUAGUGGUGGUUCCCAGCUCCACGCUUCCAGUCGGCACGAGCUCUCCAUCCACCUCUCUCCCUUCUGUUUCGGCAGGAGGGCAGCGUGCUGCAGCCGUGCCCUUCCUGGCGCAGGUCUCCCUGCAGGGGGCGAGGUGCCCCGCACGGACUGGGGUCAUCAGGACUGGGGUCAGCAUGACCAGACGUGCUUUGUAAGCCACCACCAUCUGCCUCGUCACCUGCUGCGGUGACACCAGGGUUUGCUUCACCACCGAGCAUCUGGGAUCGCUUGCAGUUUUCUUUCCUGGUUAUCUGCAGCACCUCAUGCAAAAGUGAACAAAUAAAGUGGAAGGUCUCCCCUAUCAGACAUCCCUGAAAAGAAACAGGAGUGGGUUUUCGGUACAGGAUUAGCCGCAAUAUCGUGUAUUUGCAUUUUUCAUGCAGAAUCUCUGUGGAUUCUUUCCAAACCGACCUCGGUGUGCUGUGACGUCCCUCCGCCCCUUGUCUCAGCAGGUCUCUUCUUCCUCCCCUAUGCACUCCAUUUUCUGUGCUUCUAAACUCAUUGCCGAUCUGCUCAUGUUAUCUGAGCUCUCUCCUUCCUCUCAGCUCCACCUCUUCUUCGCUGAUCUGAGAUGCCAUUUACGGUCUCUACUUAUCUCUGUUAAAGAAGGCCAAAUCCUGCUUUCAGUUCAGCCACGAUCCUUGAAUUCUUCACCCACUUUUGAAGCAGAUAUAUUCCUGCUUUCUCCAAUGCUGCUGUUCAGGCUUGGCUACAUCCUCCUGCAAACAUGCGCAAGCCUGGCUAACUUCCAGUUUCCUCUUGGAAAGUCUCCUUUGCAAAUGCCAGUGGCUGGACGGCCACCUUGUGGAGACUGCCACCAGCUGCACCCAUUCUCCAGGUCACCACCGUCUGCUUCGUGUCCUGCACUUGCACUGGAAGCUCUUGGUAGCGCAGAACCUCUUUGAAUUUCAGUGAAAAGUUGUGUGUACUUCCUACGGCCCGAGCAUCCUUUUGUAGUACGGGAGGAAUGUAAUCCUACUGAAAGUCAAACCAAACACUGUAUGCUUUGAAUAAGCACAUUUACAUGUAUAAUAAAACAGGCAUCUACGUGUGCAUACAAACACAUACAGCGUUUGCGUGUUCAUGUGACCCUCCUAGUAAAAUAGUAUUUAUACUCAUUCAUAUAAAGUGCUUAUUUCUGUGGCUGCCCAGUUAAAGAAAGCUAACCUCAUUUAGGUCUUUUCUUCUGGAAGAACACAUACAAGAAAUUAAACACACUCGUAUCGAAGCAAGAAGUAGUUCAAAUGAAUACUGUGCAUUUAUUUACCUUCAAACAGAUGCAGUUCCCCUACAACAGCCCAGUUGUGGUUCUGAGUGCUUUCAAAUCUGGAUGCCCUUGCAACUGCAUACAUACUCCAAAUGUACGUGUUGAACGAGCUGGGAAACCUUGCACACAGACUUUUGAUUUUCUUGAACAAACGCUUAGCUCCAGUUAAAUUAGUCAAAGUGGUAAAUAAACGUUCUCUCUCACUCUCUGUAUAUAUACAUAUACAUAGAUACACCCACCCACACGUAUAUAUGCAUAAACUCAUACUCAUAUGCAGAAGAGCCAAAAUUUUUGCCGUGUGUCCAGUACCCUGCUGUAUAUUUUGCUUGCUUGGUUUUCAGUUUCAGACAAAAGUAACGAGACCUCUUCAGCACGCGUUCACAAGGGCAAGGGCAGGUGCUAUCGAUAGGACGGGGAGGUACAUGGACCAACCCCGACGGUCCACUCGCUCAUGAUGUAAGUAGUAUGUGAUCUUUAACACUCGUUUUGGGACAGGAAAAUGUGUUAGUUAGGUGCAGAGCCCAAUCAUUCUGCAUCUUAGCAAAAAGUUAAGGCUUGAGAACCUGGCAGCUUAUCAGGCAGAUUUCCACAAAUACAAAGCUCUCUGUGGGUGUAUUUCAAAGUAUCACAACCAUCUAGGAAAGUCCCCAGUAAAUUAUUCCGAUGUUGUCUCAAAAGAUAACAUUCCUAGCCUGUCAGAGAAAGCAGAAAAGCAGCUGCUGUUACUUCAAAACACCACAUCUUGGCUUUACUAAAAUCAGUCCGAAUUUCCUAUGGACUUAAAAUUCUCUCCAUAGAAAAGUGUUUUGCAUUCUCUCGCUGCCUAUACAUACGUUUGUGUCACACAUAAAAAAGGAAUGAGAUGUUUAAAGUCGUGCUGGACACAGCACUGUGUAAGCUGGAAGGAGCACACUCCUCACGCUCACAGAAAUGGUCCACGAAAGUUUCACAAUCAAGUGGAAAUCGAGUUCUUCUCCAGCUCUAAUGCACGAAGCUUUUUCUACAUUCUUGUAUGAAACAGGAACUCUGCUCAGCUGCAUCAGAGACCCCUCCUUUUACCACUUCUAAUUUUUUUUUUUCUCUUUGGAAAUCACAACCCUGGAAGUAUUUUGAGCAAAAACUGUUCUCACAGAUAUCGAGGGGAGUUUUCAACCAACAUCACCAAGACCUGAAUUUCACUCCUCGUGUUUGACCAUAUUUUGUGAAUUGCUCAGCAAAAAGGGGCUUUCCACACAACCGUGACAUGUGGAUACCCUCUGCAUAGGUAAGGGUAGGAAAGGCUUUACACUUGGAGAAUAUCCACCACCAUGUCCUGGAUGCCUCUUUACAUAUUUUAAAGUUCCAAGGAAGAAAUGCAAUGUCUGAAAGGGCACGUGUCCUGUUUAACUUAUCCUGGGGGCUAGAUGGACCUAAAUUUCCUACAGACAAAAUUUCACUUCUGAGGCCUUUAUUGCUACUUACAAAAAAUAUUUGUGGAGGAAGAAUCUGUAUGUUUCAAAAUUAAAACAUGUAUUCGUUUAAAAAUAUUUAAUGGAUUUCCCUAUACAAAUUAUUGUAGGUUUCUUAGAAGGUAUUCUUACAUUCGACCUUCCUAAGGCAUCUAGUUUCUAGCUAUCUGGGUAGAGAAAUGUGCCUAGGCUACACACAAAAAGUGCCACUC
Molecule: messenger RNA, 7072 nt
Organism: Cygnus olor (mute swan)
Lineage: Eukaryota; Metazoa; Chordata; Aves; Anseriformes; Anatidae
Product: G-protein coupled receptor 183-like
Exons: 2
Coding region: 259-1317 (352 amino acids)
Biological process (GO): G protein-coupled receptor signaling pathway
Cellular component (GO): membrane
Molecular function (GO): oxysterol binding; G protein-coupled receptor activity
Source: RefSeq, a predicted model, not a curated record